AUGUACGUCGCUUCAGGACAAGUCACCUGCAUUGGGUUCAAGGCAGACGUCAUCCUCUGGGAUUUCCCAAAGCAGGAGUUACUUGCUCGGCUCUCGCUGCACGAGGGCAAAGUCGAGGGACUCUCGUUCUCGCCCAGAGGCAUUUAUCUUGUGUCCCUGGGAGGCCAGGACGACGGCAGGGUGAUGGUGUGGGACGUCAGUAAGAGAGAGGCUGUGUGCGGGAGCCCGGCCUCGCCGCGCAGCGCCGGCAAUGCCAACGUCGUCAUGUGCUCCAGCUGCAGGGACGAGGUGUUUGUCACUGCUGGAAAUUUCACCAUUCGAGUGUGGGAACUCGACACAGCAACUAAAACAAUCCAUCCAUCUGAAUGCUACGCGGGGCAACUGAGAGGAAUCAGCGUGUGUGUUCAGAUGACAGACGAUGAUGGUGAUUUUCAUCUUGGCACGACGAGUGGAGAUGUCCUGAAAGUGAACACAAGCAGCAAGGUGCUGACUGCCUGUGGGCCCCAGAAGAAGAAGUUGAGCAUGGGAGUCACAGCUUUGCUUUUGCCGAAGACAGGAGGUUUAAUAGUCGGCACCGGAGAAGGGACUGUAGCUCUCUGUACAGGCUCAGACUGCCAAGUAAAGAAGAGAAUGCGAGUUGAAGGUGCUGUCACUUCCCUGACGUGUAGAGGUCGGGACGACCAGUUCUUUCUAGGGACAAAUAAAGGCCAGAUGCACCGCAGUGCCUACGCUACAUUUAAAGAGGAGCUGGUCGCCGUCUGUCACACCGAAGCCGUCAACGACAUUGUUUUUCCUGAUGGAUCAUCUCUCCAGAUGGAAAAUGGGAUUUUGAUCCAAAUGAACAUUUUUGGCGUAUUUUUAUUGCUUCGCUUCUCGGCCCAGCACAAAGGAUCAGAUGUCACCGAGGUGCAGGGAGUGCAGGGUGCAGGAAGCGCUCCUCCCUGCCUGCCGCCAGCCUCAAACCCACAUCUUCUCAUCUAAUGAGAAAAUCAGGUGGAGCUUUAGGGUGAUGUGCUGCUGAUACCGCUGAUUGACACGCCUGUGUCACAGCCAUUAGUGCUGACUACAGGACUACAUCCUUGCGUAGAUGUUUGAACUUCUUAUCUGUUGCCUGCUCUUGAACAAAGCCUAUUGCUGAUGGGGAAAUACGGGCUUAAUUUCCCUGCUCUGGCUUAUUUCAGAAUCCUUCACUUGCUGAUGUUAUCCUGGUUGAUAAAGCACCCGUGCAAGCUGGGCUUGAAAGAGGCCACACUUGUGUUGUGCCGGUUUUCUCUGUCCUGGUUCAUCUUUCUGGGCAUUGAUGGUGCUGUUGAACAAAAGCUCGCGGUACCUUUCUAGAUGUCACUUUCUGUUGCAUCCC
This is a messenger RNA of Columba livia (rock pigeon), 1360 nucleotides long. RefSeq names its product cilia- and flagella-associated protein 52-like. The transcript is spliced from 8 exons. The record is from RefSeq and is a predicted model, not a curated record. Lineage: Eukaryota; Metazoa; Chordata; Aves; Columbiformes; Columbidae. The coding region runs from base 1 to 981 and encodes 326 amino acids. Gene Ontology annotation, molecular function: protein binding.